CCUACUUUCACAAAAACAGAAACAGAGGGAGAGUCAGGAAGCAUAUAACCCAGAAGUCAGAGAAAAUGGCCCUGAGGGUGGAGACUCUGAGUUUGGAAGGCUGUAUACAGGUGUAGUGACAAAUGCCCAGUCUUUGUAACCGGACAGAAACAGACCUGUGAGGCUUUGGAGAACUUGCUUAACUUUCCUAAGUCUCAGUUCUUUAUCUAUAACCAAGGAUAGUUCCUUCCGGAUACUGUUGUUGUGACGAUUGGAGAUAAUAUCUGUAAAGUACUUGGCGCACAGUUGAUGUCCAGUCAAUGGUAGCUGGUAAAAUGGAAAGCUGCCCUGCAAAUAGUUCUCUCUCCUCUUCUUCCGGAACACUAUUUUUAGGAUCUUGUGUCUGGUGGCCUCCAGCCUCUGAAUUCUCUCAGGUGAGUUUUCCAAAUCCUUAGGAUUUUUUCUUCAUCCCUCACUUCCCCUGAUGCCUUCCAGCUGGACACAAACUCAUUCCUAAAAUAUGCAGAUAGAAGCUAUGGUAACCAUGGAGACAGGGCAGGUGGCAAGGAGAAGCAGAGAGAGAAAGAAACCGAUUGCAACAGAUAGGAAAAGACUUAAGGAGAGAUUUGGACAAAGACCUUCAAGCAAGAUGAAAAGAUAAUGAGACGAAGCAAGACAGAUGCGAUGAGAGAGGAUGUGUUACAACGUUCUCUCUCUUUUCUCUGCUCUUUUUCUAUCCCCCACGCCGAAUAUGGGGAGGAAGCAUCUGGGAAUGCCCAUUCCUGUAUCUGAAAAUGACCUGAUAUCCACCCUCCUCAUACUUAGCUGAGAAGUCUGUACAAAGGAGCUGAGGUCCAAGUUUAUCUGUGCUGUGUGUUCCGUUUUGGGGGAGGUGGAGUGAGGAUGUACCGCUGUGUCUGACUCCAGCUCCCCUGGCAUUUAAACUACGAGAAGCCAGCCAGAUCUCUUGCCUCUCUCUGCACAGUAUGGACCCCGGCUGUGGAUCCCAAUCGCCUCUCUCCACCACUCUGCACAGUGUGCCCUGUGCGGUCCGUGGUAGGUCAGGUCUGGCGCACAGGCGCUCAUAAGCACACAAAACGCGGAGAAUGGGGACCUGAAGCUCCAUGAAGAACUGGGAUGGUCCCAGUCUGGGUCGCGGAGGAAUCUCCCAAGGAACAUUUAGGUUUGUUGGGGCCGAGGGGUGGCCGAUUGAGCAAGGGGAGUCAGGAUUGGUGUCUCUAGGUUUAGAGGGUUUAUGUGUGCAUGGGUGGGGGAGCAGUUUGGUGCCGGACGCCCCCACCCGCAGAGACUAGGCUAUAAAUAGCAAGGCAGAGCUCCGCCCUUCGCACCCCCCCCACCCCAGCUUCUCUCCUCCCGAGCCGGCGCUGUGCCCGGGGCGCACCGGGAGGAGGGACCAGGAUCCGGUGCCCGGGCGCAGACACUGACACCAAGGGAAUCCGGGUGCCCCCCCCCACACGCCAUGUGGGCCCCCGGGAACCCGGCUCCGCCGCCCCGGCUGCCUGGUGGCCCUGGCUUGGGUCCUGGCCGGGCGGAGAUUCUGCGGACAUUCAGGGAUUGGCUUCGCCACUGAGCCCUCAGGCCUCUGCCAGCCACCACCCCCACGCCCCUAGCCUUCCUCGGCAGGUCCCGGUCCCGGCUCCACCGGUGCUCUCGCCCCAGCCGCAGCUAUGCUGCACACCGAGGGCCACGCUCUCCUUCGGGCCGUGGGUCAGGGUAAGCUCCGCUUGGCCCGUUUGCUUCUGGAGGGGGGCGCCUACGUGAAUGAGGGUGAUGCCCAGGGGGAGACUGCGCUGAUGGCGGCCUGUCGGGCCCGCUACGACGACCCCCAGAACAAGGCUCGCAUGGUACGCUACCUCCUGGAGCAAGGUGCGGACCCCAACAUCGCAGACCGCCUGGGGCGCACCGCCCUCAUGCACGCUUGCGCCGGCGGUGGGGGCGCCGCGGUGGCCUCGCUGCUCCUUGCCCACGGCGCAGACCCCUCAGUCCGAGAUCACGCGGGCGCCUCGGCGCUUGUCCAUGCCCUGGACCGCGGGGACCGCGAGACCCUUGCCACGCUGUUGGACGCCUGUAAGGCCAAGGGCACGGAGGUCAUCAUCAUCACCACCGACACCUCUCCCUCGGGCACCAAGAAGACCCGGCAGUAUCUCAAUUCCCCACCGUCGCCGGGGGUAGAGGACCCCGCUCCUGCUCCUCCUAGCCCGGGGGUCUGCACCUCCCCUUCGGAAAUCCAGCUGCAGACUGCAGGGGGAGGACGGGGGCUGAUAUCGCCUCGCACCCAGGAAGAAGAGGAGAAGCGGGACGUAUUUGAAUUCCCUCUUCCUAAGCCCCCCGAUGACCCCUCCCCUUCUGAGCCGCUCCCCAAACCACCCCGUCACCCUCCAAAACCACUCAAAAGGCUCAACUCCGAGCCCUGGGGCCUAGUGGCUCCUCCUCAACCGGUCCCGCCCGCGGAAGGGAGGCCGGGGUUGGAGCGCCUGACCGCUGAAUUCAACGGCCUGACCCUGACCGGUCGACCGCGUCUUUCCAGACGUCACAGCACCGAAGGCCCCGAGGCCCCGCCCCCGUGGGCGGAGAAAGUGAUGGGUGGGGGUCCCCUCUCUCGCCGAAACACAGCGCCAGAAGCUCAGGAGUCUGGUCCCCCUUCAGGGCUGAGGCAGAAACUGAGCCGCAUGGAGCCGGUGGAGCUCGACACCCCCGGAAAUAUGUGCCCCGACUCGCCGGAGUGCAGCCGCCCGUCCCUGGAGCGCCGCCGGUACAGCGCCUCCCCGCUGACCCUCCCUCUGGCGGGCUCGGCUCCCUCCCCGCGCCAGUCCCAGGAGAGUCUGCCGGGGGCUGUAUCUCCGCUGAGCGGGCGGAGGCGGAGCCCCGGGCUGCUGGAGCGGAGGGGCUCGGGGACGCUGCUCCUGGACCACAUCUCGCAGACGCGGCCGGGUUUCCUGCCCCCGCUCAACGUCAGCCCCCACCCUCCCAUCCCCGACAUUCGCCCCCAGCCCGGAGGUCGGGCGCCUUCGCUGCCCGCUCCUCCCCAGGCGGGAGCGCCCGGCUCUCCCAGGACCAAGCGAAAGUUGGUGAGGCGCCACUCCAUGCAGACUGAGCAGAUCCGCCUGCUGGGGGGCUUCCAGAGUCUAGGGGGGCCAGGGGAGCCAGGGCGCUGAGAGGAGUGAGAGGAGCCAAGGAGGGUGGGGAUGAGCACCUUGACGGGACAGGUGAGAGAACCAGCUCACACACACACACCGCGGACAUAGGGUUCUCUUGCAUGUGCUCAUGGGCACGGUGCACGCACACAUGGGCAAACGUGUCCGCAGCACAGUUACUCUUAUCUGCAGGGAAGGGUAAAUACUCUAUUUAUUGGUCAUAUAGACACAUGCAUUCAUGCCCUGAUCAUUUCACAUGCGUAUGGGAUCCCUUGUGUACCCACAGGCACAGCGCACACUGGGCCACUUGUGCUAGGGCCCCAAAUGGGUCCUGGGCCGAACUCACUUGCGUUUGUUCAGAAGCAGUAAGUAGGGAACCCCUACUUAUGGGUAGUCUCCAAACUCUGCUCUCCUACGGAAGCAAUUCCUUGCUUUCCACUACACCCUGCAACACAACCCGCUCAUGAUUUUGCACACUCGACCCGGUUCGGGAGUAUUCCACCCUGCUCUGCAGGUCUACGCUUCUCUCUCCAGGCCUGGCUCCUUGUUCACACCUGUUUCCAGCCCUAACCACUGUUCAGGAUAUCUUCUCCACUCUCCUUGGGGGUUUCCUGCAGCAACCCCCAGACUCAGUUCUGCUGCUGCCCUUCCUGCUCUCAGCUUUACUUCUCCACUUCCUGCUUUUUAUUCCCUCCCUGUCCCCCCAACUGAUACAACAGGUCGUCUCAUUUUCUCAGGGGGUGGGUCAUGGGCUCUAAGCUGCUCUUCGGUGUGUCUGAGUUUAUGAACACCCCCGCAGGUGGAAGUGGGGAGUAACACUAAAUCACUCCUCUCUCCACUUGACAUAUCAAAUAAAUGUGUUCAGAAGUC
This is a messenger RNA of Pteropus alecto (black flying fox), 4004 nucleotides long. It is a transcript of the gene ANKRD34A, whose product is annotated as ankyrin repeat domain 34A. NCBI's taxonomy places the organism in Eukaryota, Metazoa, Chordata, Mammalia, Chiroptera, Pteropodidae. The record is from RefSeq and is a predicted model, not a curated record. Gene Ontology annotation, molecular function: protein binding. Bases 1668 to 3155 code for a protein of 495 amino acids. The transcript has 2 exons.